Saccostrea cuccullata (small rock oyster) is the source of this 582-nucleotide messenger RNA. RefSeq names its product fibroleukin-like. Bases 1 to 582 code for a protein of 193 amino acids. The record is from RefSeq and is a predicted model, not a curated record. Lineage: Eukaryota; Metazoa; Mollusca; Bivalvia; Ostreida; Ostreidae. The transcript has 5 exons.
AUGUGUCAAAGGGAGUGCGUCUUCUUCGGUUUUAAUUCGCAAACGAAGAAAUGUCGAACCCACAAGAAAAGUCUAACGUCUGGUACGUCUGAGCAGGCCGGGUGGAGAUACUACUCAGAUAAUGAUUUUGUUUUCUCUGCCAUUCCCAAAGAUUGCAAUGAUCUUCACGAGGACGGACAAACCAUCACAGGGGUGUAUGAUAUAUACCCCUACAGUACAUUAACCAUUCCAAUAAGUGUAUAUUGCGAUAUGACGACAAUGGGCGGGGGGUGGACGGCCAUUCAGAAACGCGUAGACGGAUCCGUGAUCUUUGACAGGAACUGGGCGGAUUAUAAGAAUGGUUUUGGUUCACCGGAACAGGAUGUCUGGGUUGGAAAUGACGUUAUCCAUCAAUUAACAAAAGAAAAUUCAUCAUCCUUGUAUGUGUCCAUCACUCUCCAGAAUGGUACAACACAGUAUAUAAUGUACGACCGAUUCUCUGUCUCCGACGAAGCAGGAAAAUAUCAACUCUUUCUUACAGGAGCUGCUACGGGGACCUUAGGUGACAGCAUGAAAAGAAAACGACAGAUUGACUGGAGAUGA